UUGACAGCAAUGGCGGCUUGAGAUCAUACUCUCGGAAAGUUGCAGACUCUUUUAAGACAUUCUGCACUUAAGCUAUAAUUUAUUGUCAUCAUUUAUUUUUGAGAGAACGGGAUACACCUUACAUGAAAAAUGUCCAAGAAAGGCUUAUCAAAGAAGUCAGAGACUGUGAGGGUCGUGGUACGAUGCCGUCCCAUGGAUCAAAAAGAGAUCAAAGAUGGACAUGAAAGGAUUGUUGAUAUGGAAGUAAACAGAGGCGUGAUUAUGGUCAGGAAUCCCAAGGGACUAUCAACAGAACCCCCAAAGGACUUCACAUUUGAUGCUGUGUAUGACUGGGACUCCAAGCAGACAGAAUUGUACGAAGAGACGUUCCGUGACUUAGUUCAGUCUGUCAUAGAAGGUUUCAAUGGAACAAUAUUUGCAUAUGGACAGACGGGAACUGGUAAAACAUUUACCAUGCAGGGUGUCAAAAAUGAUCCAGAGACCAGAGGAGUGAUCCCCAACUCAUUUGAACACAUUUUCCAACACAUUUCCAGAUCUGAAAAUCAACAAUACCUUAUAAGGGCAUCAUAUCUUGAAAUUUACCAGGAAGAUAUCCGAGAUUUAUUGUCCAAAGAUCACACAAGGAAAUUGGAGUUAAAAGAACGACCUGACACAGGAGUUUAUGUGAAGGAUUUGUCCUCGUUUGUGACUAACAGUGUAAAAGAGAUUGAACAGGUUAUGCACAAGGGGAACUCCAACAGAGCUGUAGGAUCUACCAACAUGAAUGAACACAGCUCCAGGUCUCAUGCGAUCUUCAUCAUCACUAUAGAAUGCAGUGAGGUUGGUGCGGAUGGAGAAAACCACAUUCGAGUGGGGAGACUCAAUCUGGUGGAUUUAGCUGGAAGUGAACGACAGUCUAAGACUGGUGCAACAGGAGACCGAUUGCGGGAGGCAACAAAGAUCAAUUUGUCCUUAUCAGCUCUGUGUAAUGUAAUUGCCGCUCUUGUCAACGACAAAAGUACUCACAUUCCGUAUCGUGAUGCCAAGCUGACACGAUUGUUACAAGAUUCUCUCGGCGGAAACGCAAGAACUGUGAUGGUAGCAAAUAUUGGUCCAGCAAGUUACAACUAUGACGAAUCUCUUAGCACACUUAGAUAUGCAAACAGUGCAAAGAACAUCAAGAACAAACCCAAGAUUAAUGAAGAUCCAAAAGACGCUCUACUACGAGAAUUCCAGGAGGAAAUUGCCAGACUAAAGGCAGAUUUGAACCAUAAGGGUGGUCCCAAGAAAGGGAAGAGAAGGAAGAAACCCAGGCGUAACGCUGAGGGUGAGAUAAUAAGUGGCUCAGAAGAUGAGAGUGAUGAUGAUGAUGACGACGGUGAUGACGGUGGCUACAAUAACUCUGAGGAUGAGGCAGUGUACAGACAGGAACAAGAAGCUAAGUUAGAGGAGCAGAAAAACUCUAUCCUCAGCAACCAAACUAUGCUACAGGAGGAAAAAGAUAAAAUACUGCAGGAAAUUUCAGACCGGGAGGAGAAGGUGAAGAAAGAGCAAGAGGCAAGAGAUGGACUGGCGGCCAAGAUCAAGUCCAUGGAAAGCAAACUCCUGAUGGGUGGUAAAAACAUUGUUGAUCACACCAACCAACAACAGCGUGCCCUGGAGCAGAGGAGGAAGGAGAUAGCUGAUCAGAAGAAACGAGAACGAGAAAUCCAACAGAAACUGGAGGAAAAGGAAGAAUCUGCUGUAGAAAUGCAGGAUACCUAUAAUUCCAUGCAACAAGAAGUAGAAAUAAAAACAAAGAAACUGAAAAAGCUUUUUGCAAAAUUGCAAUCGACCAAAGCUGAGAUCAUGGACUUACAAGAGGAACAUUCUAAAGAGCGUCAGGAACUGGAACAGACUCAGAUGGAGCUCACCAGGGACCUAAAACUCAAGAUGUUGAUCAUAGAGAACUUCAUUCCUGUAGAGGAUAAAACCAAGGUGAUGAAUCGAGCCAUGUAUGACGAGGACGAGGACAUGUGGAAACUCAAACCUCUGGCCAAUAAAAAUACCCAAACCAUGGCUAAGCGACCAACAUCUGCUCUGGGAAAUCGUCGACCAGUCUCGGAGUUUGCUAGGGUAGCAGCAGCCAUGGGUGGCAACCCUAGGUUCAAGGGAGAAAAUAUACUAAUGGUGGAGUUAGACAUGCCAAACCGCACCACCCGGGACUAUGAUGGACCACAAGUGGCACCAAGGAUACAAGCUGCCCUGGAUGCAGCCCUCCAGGACGAGGCUGAUAUUGAAAUAGAGGGACAGACUCCAUCAAUAUUCAGCAGCAAAGCCAAGGCCAGGAAGAGAGACGUGAAAAGUGCUAGGCCUAGAACAGGAAAGAAAGAUGCUUCGAAGGAGUUUCCAUCUUCUAGAGGGCUUGUACCCAAAUAAGCAUGACCAACUCAGGAGGAGUACCAUGUCUUUCUGUCUCUAUUAACUACUGGUCUGGCUACAUUUUCCACUCAGCACUGUCGGACAAACAAUAGACUUUACAGACCCUGUGAUAUUUCAGCCUGGCUGAGGAAACAACAGUCUUCGGAAAGUGUUAACUAUAGGAGGUGCUCCCAAACACCGUACUAAAACCGAUUAAGAAUGAUAACAGUAAAAUUGGAAAUUUUUAACAUGUGGCAAUUUUCAUGUUGUGCUCAUUAAGUUGAUUGCAGUACGGAUUUUUUUUGCAUUUGCACUGGUUCUGAAAUCUAUGAUCUAGUGUGUAAUUCUAGUAUCAAAGUUUGUACUUUUUCACACUAAUUUACUAAACAUGAGCAUUCCCACACAGCAUAAAAUUUCCACUUUUAACACUAAUACACUUUUAUCAGCUUAAGACAAAUUAACAACCGGUGAAGAAUUUUAUAAACGUGUUUUUUUUUAUUAAACCACUGUUCAAAUGGUUAAAAGCAGUAUACAGGCUUAAGUGUUUAGAGCAAUGAUAUUCUGGUAAAGAAGGAUUUGUGAAUUGAUUGCAAAUAAUUACAUUGAUCAAAAUAAUGCUAUUUAAAAGAGAUAUCGGAUAAUCCUUGAAACUCAAUUUGACAUUUUCCGUAUAAAGGCUAAAACAAACUUGCACGUCUUUUAUAACUGUAUGAAGUUUCAUCCAUUUAUAUAAAUCUCGAUUUUCACAAGUAACUUACUGUAGUAGUAACUCACUGAACAUAUAUAAUAGUGUACACUGCUGUUGGCCUUACAAUCAAUCACACUAAAGGGUAUAUGCUAAUGGAGUCCAGACUCACCAUGAAUUAUAAAUAACACAGUUGUAUGACCGUAGUUUGGGAUCUACAGAAUUGUUUGCCUUCUUUUUGAUGUACAAGAAGCAUUCAGUUUUUAUACUGCUUCGUACAAUUGACAAUGUCUUACACUAUUGUUUAUCAAGCCACUGUGUACUACAACACAGCAAUGCCUUUUGUUAAAACGUGUACAGCAACUGUAAAAAUGGAGGCUUUUGCUGGUGUUUUAUUAAUAAAUUAGUUUGAAUUUAAUGCUUAAAAAAAAUAGUCAUUCUUAUGAUCGUAUGAUUUGGUUAACUAUAGAAAUAUUUUGUUCAUUCAGAUAUAUAUGACAAAAUUUGAUUUAUUAAAGAGUUUAGUAAUAAACGGAGCGAAAUGUAAAUUUUACAAGCAAGAUUAAUAUCAUAUGCAGUUAAAGAAAUACUUCAUGACAUGUUUACAGUGCCGAUGGUUGUGGUAGUGUUUUGCAAAAUAACUUAGAUAUAGUUAUGCUGACGUAGCUGUGGGCAUGGUCAAUUCAAUAUGACGCCACAAUCCAAAAAUAGGUACGUUCUUUUAUCAUGAUGGCCUAAUCAAGUAGAGCUUAUACACUAUCUGCUCUUCUUACCCGAUAUAGGAUGUAUAACGUUCAUAUUAAUUUAAAAAACUGUUCCAAUUAUUAUUUCUAGGCAGAGGUGUGAACAAAGGUUUUAACAUGUGCUUGGUAUAAUAGUGUUCAUACUUAGAUACUGUUGUUUUGAUUAUUUUUGGUGCAAGCAGUUAGUUUAUUUUCGUAUUAAAUUUCUGUUUGUAAAUAUAAAAUACCAUAAGUUAUCGGGGCUUAUUACAGUCAGUUCUGAAUAGUACUAAUUGUACAUGUGACUGUCCACGUAUAACAUGCUGACAUCAGAUUCAAUAAUGGCUUUUUUGUGAUACAUUGUACAAAGUAGUACUGUUUGUAUUGUAUGGCUUUGGUAUAAAUACAUAGCUGUACUUGGUAUUGUAAGAUACCACUUGCUGUUUGUUGUGAAUUGACCAUGGACAUUUCGUACUCUAGGGCAGCACUUGUUUUGGCUGGGCGGCCAGCUUUAUUGUUAUACAUUGAUAAACUGUAAGUCACUGGAUUUUCAUGAAUAUUUAUUUUCACGAUUAUUCUUUAAAACCACCUAUUUACGAGUAUUUGAAUGCAAGCAGGGAACAAUUACUGAUGUAUGUAUCUCAUAAACGUUUCUAAACAUUAGUAUUUACUAAAUGACUAUUUCUGGAAAAAAAAGAUUUGUGAGAUAUUUCAAUUUGCUUGCGAUGCCUCUCAUGUUUUAACAUGAAAAUAAAUAUAUCUUGUGUUAUAUAAAUGAUUCAGAGUAAAUAAUGUAAAUAAUCUGUUUGUGUGUAUCUGUCAUGCCAUGGUUGUGUUUUCCUGAAAUAACAAACAAGCAUUUACGGUGUAGUGUAUUUGAUGUACACUUAAUAGGCAUUUUUUUUAUUCAUUAUUAUAUAAUGAUUUUCGCAUACAAAUUAUUGAACACUGAUGUUGGACCUUCCAGUUCACUGUUAGAUUUAUUAUUUUACUAUGACGGUGUUUUUUGUUAUAUU
Mizuhopecten yessoensis (Yesso scallop) is the source of this 4802-nucleotide messenger RNA. Its product is annotated as kinesin-II 95 kDa subunit-like. The coding region runs from base 130 to 2397 and encodes 755 amino acids. Gene Ontology annotation, molecular function: microtubule motor activity; microtubule binding; ATP binding. The transcript is spliced from 24 exons. Gene Ontology annotation, biological process: microtubule-based movement. Lineage: Eukaryota; Metazoa; Mollusca; Bivalvia; Pectinida; Pectinidae. The record is from RefSeq and is a predicted model, not a curated record.